Messenger RNA from Amaranthus tricolor (Joseph's coat), 783 nucleotides. Its product is annotated as 9-cis-epoxycarotenoid dioxygenase NCED5, chloroplastic-like. Gene Ontology annotation, cellular component: chloroplast stroma. Gene Ontology annotation, molecular function: carotenoid dioxygenase activity. Gene Ontology annotation, biological process: carotene catabolic process. The coding region runs from base 1 to 783 and encodes 260 amino acids. NCBI's taxonomy places the organism in Eukaryota, Viridiplantae, Streptophyta, Magnoliopsida, Caryophyllales, Amaranthaceae. The record is from RefSeq and is a predicted model, not a curated record. The transcript is spliced from 3 exons.
AUGGAAGGAGUAUUUGAGGGGCCAUUCGGUAAGCUUGUAAGGUUUGUGAAAGCCAUUUGGGGGCCUAUAUAUGAUGGGAAGCACCUCCAAGAAAUACUAAAAAAUGAUUUGAAAGAGAGAAGGUUGCAUCACACACUAACUAAUGUUGUCAUUCCAACUUUCGCCAUUAAGACGCUUCAACCCGUUAUUUUUUCUUCCUAUAAGUCACGUGACCUUAUAAACAUUUGCUUCUUCUUCAUUUCAGCCUGUUUUGAAUCUGUUGUUGCUCCUUCAAUCGAAGAAUUGCAUGGCCAUUCCGGAAUUGGCCGACUUCUGUUAUUCUACACCCGUGCAUUGUGCGGUCUGGUAGACCAAAAUAAUGGAAUUGGAGUAGCAAAUGCUGGAGUUGUCUAUUUUAACAACAGACUUUUAGCAAUGUCCGAAGAUGAUUUACCAUAUCAAAUUAGGGUUACUCCUUCUGGGGAUUUGCAAACUGUAGAGAGAUAUUCCUUUAAUGGAGAAUUGAAUUCUACAAUGAUAGCUCAUCCCAAAGUUGAUCCAGUUUCCGGUCAAAUGUUUGCUUUGAGUUAUGAUGUAGUUAAGAAACCUUAUUUAAAAUACUUUUAUUUUAACCCAGAUGGGCCUAAAUCCCGAGACGUUGAAAUUGAUUUUGAAGCACCAACAAUGAUGCAUGAUUUCGCAAUCACUAAGAAUUUUGUCAUAAUUCCUGAUUCUCAAGUUGUGUUUAAGCUUCAAGAAAUGAUUCGAGGUGGUUCCCCUGUUUGCUUACCUCGCCAUUGCUGA